AUGCAUAAAAGAUCAAAACCUUCUCUUUUCAUAAGUUGUAAUUUGGACGCGCAGGUGCAUGCGGUUCAGUGCGAUUUGAACACGUAUUUGGAGGAACCAAAGGAGGAGGAUUUGGAGGAGUGGAAAUUAGGGUUUGUGUUAGAGGAAAAGGGGAAAGAGAUUGAGGAUUUGAUCAGAGAGAAUCCUGUGAUUGAAGAGAUUUAUGAGAACAUUGUUCCGACUAGGGUUGACAAGGAGAGUUUUUGGAUUAGGUAUUUUUAUAGAGUACAUAAGCUGAAGCAAGCCGAGGAGGCGAGAGCUAAGCUCGUGAAGCGAGUGAUUUCCCGUGGUGAAGAAGAGGAUUUGAGUUGGGAUUUUGAUGACGAUGAUGAUGAAGAAAAUGGCGAGAACAAUAAUAUUAGUAAUAAUAAUAAUGUAGUUUCUCGGAAUCAAGACAAUGUUGUUGAAAAUGUUGGUGUGAAAUUGGAUGAGAAAAGAGGGGAUAGUGAGGAAUCAAGGUGAAACGUGUCUUAUUAUAGCUUCUUUAUGGAGCAAAGUCUUCAACUCACCUCAAACAACACUUUCCUUUUGGACAUCCUCCAAAGAUGAAAUUGAGUUUUGUGGAAACUGCAAUUGGAGUUUUUUCUAGUAAAUCUCAUGUUCUAAUCUCCCAAAGACCUCCUUAUUCCAUGCGAGAAAAUAUUUCCUAACAUUUGACAACUUAUUUCUCAACUGAAAGGCUCUAGAUCCAGUAAUUUGACUAUGCCAUGCCUUUUGAACUACACUCUUGCAAGAAGGAUGAAGCAACCACAUUCUUUCAAAUCUAAAAGGCCUUUUUCCUGAAAGGUUGUAUGAACUCAAAGUCAAGCAGAAUAGGCCCAUGGUUUGAUCGAAUGAUCAGAAGGUUCCUAAGGGCAUAUCUAGGGUAUGUAUUCACCCAUUCAACACUAGC
Quercus lobata is the source of this 931-nucleotide messenger RNA. Its product is annotated as BSD domain-containing protein 1-like. The record is from RefSeq and is a predicted model, not a curated record. Gene Ontology annotation, cellular component: cytoplasm. Lineage: Eukaryota; Viridiplantae; Streptophyta; Magnoliopsida; Fagales; Fagaceae. The coding region runs from base 1 to 501 and encodes 166 amino acids. The transcript is spliced from 2 exons.